GUCCGGCCUGCGGGCCCGCGUCUCCGUCCCGCUGUGGCGGUUACCGGACCGCGCGUCGGGUCGCCGUUCCAGAACGUCCGCGCCCCCGUGACCGCCGCGGUGCUCGGUGAAAAAGCGGCGGGGCCGGUGUGGACGCAGAGGGGUUCAGCUUUCAAACAAAUAAUUAUCUAAAAAAAGAAUUAAAGGCGAGGCCGGCUGUGGCCGAGGGGAUGAAGCCGCUCUGCAGCGCCGGCGUUCCCUGUGGACGCGGGUUCGAGUCCCGGCUGCUCCACUUCCGGUCCGGCUCUCCGCUGUGGCCUGGGAGAGCAGUGGAGGAUGGCCCAGGUCCUCGGGCCUCUGCACCCGCGUGGGAGACCCGGAGGAAGCUCCUGGCUCCUGGCUUCGGAUCGGUCAGCUCCGGCCUUGUGGCCAUUUGGAGAGUGAACCAGCGGAUGGAAGACCUCUCUCUCUGCCUCUGCCUCUCUCACACUUUGCCUUUCAGAUAAAUCUUUAUAGAAAACAAACAAAAGCGCUACUGAACGCAGUAGGCCCCUAUACCAAUCUCCUACGGAUCCCACAUUGCCUCCUGCAGGAAUCUGGGGCGAGGGUGGAGAGGGGGCCUCAGGGCUCAUGAACAGAGAUGGCCCUAGGGGUCUCCGAGGGCUGUUGGCAGGGCCCUUCCCUAGUCAGUGUUCCGGAAUGUUCAGUGGCAGAAAGAGCCACUCCACCCAGGCUUGUGCUGCCCUCGGGAAGCCCAAAUCCGAUGACUGAUUCAGGCAGGAAAAUAGAAGAUGUGCCGUUCCAGUCCCCAGGACAACCCCGGGCCCGCCCGGCCUCUCUCCACUCCUCGCUCAGCUGUUGGCCUGCAGGGCACGCUCUUCCGGGCGUGCUGCCCGCUGUCUCUGCUGCUGAGCCCGCCCCUCUGAGAAGCCAACUGUAACGAGGACCUUGCUCCAAGUGGCCCUGGAUCUACCAUUCAAUUGGUCACUUUCCAAGUUUUCACAGACAGGUUGUUAAAUAAAAAUUAUGGGAGGCCAUUGUUUUAGACUGAGCUCCUACCAUAGGCUCCAACCGACCAAAUCAAAAUGGAGUCACUCAGGCUAAAUGUCAAUCAGACUUAACGAAGCAGACAGAGCCAACAGACCGGUUUUUGGUAACAAUCAGGGAUCCCAGUCCGCCUGAGUGAGUAUGACACUAGAAGGGUUCUUCUGGUUUUACCCUUAGAAAAGUGACGUUAGCUUCUCAGAUUUUUUUUUCUGUUUUUGUUUCCUUGUUCCCACCUUGCAACCCAAUGUUCUGUGCUGCUCAGUGGGAGUUUUAGUUUUAUUUUGUAGAUGGCGAGCAAAAGCCAACGCGAUGCACAACUGGAUCCAUUGUAAGUGCUGACCUCUGCCAAGGCUGAGUCUCCUCCUCCCGUGGGGAUUCUGGGAAUGUGGGGUGCCGAUCCUGGCUCUGCACUUCCACGCGCCAGUGACUCUCAAGCAAGACCCGAGACCUUGGAUAAAGUGCUCUAUUCCUUCUACGUUUUGGACACUUUCUCUUCGAUGACUUUCUGGCAAGAAAACUGGCCUCUCCUAAGAAUCGGUCUCCAUCCCUGGAAACCACUCCCGAGUUCCACGACCUCCCUGGCUGGCUUCAGUGUCAAUUAGUGACCAUCCUAGGAUCUGCCUGUGUCCCCAGGGGCUCAUGGGUAACUUCAGGAGAAAGAUUUCUCAGUCUCAAGGUCAACGCUUUCAUUGAAAGCCAAAAUCACAACUUCUUUUGGCCAGUCCCACUCUUUUUAGAAAUGUGCUUAUUUUCCGUCACGCUUAUUUCCAUUUGGCUGUGGAGUCUGUGAAGAGCAGCUUGGGACACUCAGUGGUCGCUCUGACAUGGGCAGCCCCGUUCCGUGGCGGGCCGAGGGCUCCAGGCUUCAGCUGGGAACUGCUGGGAGGCACAAGGCACUGCGCCUUCAAACCAGUCUGCAAAUCAGCUUGAGUGGCAGGAAACAGGGGAGCUGGCGCAGUCCGUUCACCUGAAGUUCCUCCCUGGUCACAGCUUUACCAGCAGCGGCUGCUCUUCCUGUUCGAGCUGUUCAGGAUCUCUGUAGAAGCAGAGAUGAGGCGUGACCUCCCAUGGAUGCUCCCAGGAGAUGAUGGUACCGCACGUGUGCAGGACCUCCCAGGCCAGCACCCACCACAUCAGACCCUCGGAGAGGGCUCCCUUGCUAUUGCACAGGGUGGCAAUGGCCACGUAGCACAAAGGAGGGUCUGUGUUACAUAGAGCAAUGGUUGGCAAUCUCACAUACAAUGCCUCUUAUGAGAGAGACUGGGAUGCUAACCACCGGAACACCUGGCUCCCAGGAGGCUGCCUGGGCCUGGUGACCGAGGGAUGUAGGUGUGACACGGCCAGCAAUAGGCAUAACUUGAGUGACAGUGGCAAACUGCACCCCUGCCCUCCAGCCAGCAUUCCUGGGGGACGUGGCACUGAGCAGCGGGGUUUUCAAUGGCGACAAUGGCGUGAGCCGCCAGCAGAGGCUUCUCCCAGGUCAGGUUUACAACGUGAAUGUCUUCACUUCUAUUGUACGUGCCCAGUCACUUGUGGAAGUCAAGGUUGGUGUCACCUGCAAGGCACUUGAGGACAUCCUCCUUCAUUGGCUCGGAUGUUGUGACAGCGUCCCUUUAAGCUCCCAAAAUCUGAAAUGAAACAGCACUCGUUGGAAGGUUUCUGGAAGGAUUUAGGGCGUGAGUCCUUGGGAGGAAAACAGCCAACACCUGAGAUGUCAGACAGGUGGGGCCUUUCCAGGCUUGCCUGCGAGGAGCCGCUGCCCCUUCGGUAGAUCUGGGAUUUGUUGCUAGCUUUUGGUGAGUUUCAUUAAGGAUGCAACCCACGCCAGGCUCUCGUCUCGCUACGUGACCGCCCUGGGGAUACCAGGAUGAGCAAGACAUCACUUCUGUCCUAGCAGAAGUCUCAGCCUGCAGGGAGCUUGCCAAAUAAAGCAGCAGUUGUGGCCUUGACGCGUGGCCUCCGGAAGCAAAGGAUGGAGAGGGCAGGGGCCACGUGAAAAAGCUUCUCGGAAUAGGAAGUGCUCGAGGAGGGUCGUUCAGAGCACAGAAGCUGGGAGAGAGAAUGCGAGGGCGAGAGAGCAGCCGCCAUGCAGAGCCUGGAGGAGAGGAAGAACACAGGUGGCCGGUGGAGGAUGGGAGGGCAGCCGGAGAGCAUGCCAGGCCCACGGCUGUUGUGAAGCAAGAAGAGACACAGUGGCUGGCCAGAGCACUGGUGUCCAAACACAGCCCGAGAGGGUGCUCAUCUUGAGGCGGAAGCAACCUUCCCGAUGUGGCUCAGGCUCCUGUUCUGAUCAGAGGCGCAUCACUGUUACUCCACAACUCCACCGCCCGGAAGUGCAGAAGCUCCGCUCUGGACAGAGCUGUCUCCGUUCUUACCAUGCAGGAUUGGAGAACAGAAGGCAGCACAGGGAACACGACCGUGGUGGGUCAGCCCUCAGCAGCUGCACCUCAGCUGUGAGUGCACAGGCCCAGGGCCCAAGGGUGACCUUACGUUGGUGCCUAGUGGGCUACCCAGCCGGGACCUCAGUAAUGCGAUAACUCCCAUGACGACUGUUGUCUUGGACCACCAGGGAUGUCCUUAAGAGUAGCAUCGCCCAUGUGAUCAGCAAAACUAAUGGCCAUAAACCAAAAUACUGUAAAAACUUUCUCCAUAACUUUCGGGAGUAGACAGUGGGGAAACUAACUUCGUUUUGAGGAUCAAAUCGACUUUGAUCUCACUACUUUCUUUCCAUGUCGGUCACAGGAGAAAAAAAAAAUCUUCAAGUGGAAUCUGGAAUCUGUCCCCUCAAAGAGCACAUUUCAGCACCCAGGCCUAAGUGGUUUUAAGCACACAGCAUCACAGGAUUCAAUAAAUAAUUGAUACAAAUUAAUGGCCAAUGAAAGAUACAUAUCCGCACUGAUCUAUAAUUACUGGAAGCAACCUCAUAUAUUUUUCAUAAAAGUGUCAUUUCAUUGCAGAGUUUUUUUUCUCUAAAAUUCAGUGUAUUUAGAAUUGAAAUUGCUCUCAAUAAUUGCUUUCAACGGCUUUCAGCGGCACAGUUUCUCUGUCCGCGUGGGCACCCGCGCAGCCUGGGGUUCGGUGCUCCUUUGACUUCUGUGUCUGCCGGACACUCUGCCCUCAAAGGGUGACCCCAGAGAAGGAGACAGGGCUGACCAGGAAUGCCGGCAGGAAGACUGGAGCCGCCUGGUAUUCUGCACAGACUCCCACUGAGUCUCGGUGAGACUGCUCGCUCCAGAAGCUUGGAGAAGAAGCGGCCAGACUGGUAUGAGAGCAGAUGUACAGCCCAACCACCCAUGGUUCUCACGGGCACAAUGUAGAAAUAGGAUUCCACAAUGAAAUGAACCUUUUUGUUUGUUUAAAGAUUUAUGUAUUUAUCUUAAAGGCAGAGUGACAGAGAGAGGAGAGGCAGAGACAGAUUUUGCAUCUGCUGGUUCAGGCCAAAGGCAGGAGCCAGGAGCUUCUUCUGGGUUUCUCAUGAGGGUACAGGGGCCCAGGGACUUGGGCCAUCUUUCGCUGCUUUCCUAGGGCAUUAGCAGGGAGCUGGUUUGGAGUGGAACCGCUGGGACUCAAACUGGUGCCCAUAUGGGAUGCCGGCAUUGCAGGCAGCUGCUUAUCCCACUGCUGGCCCUGAAACGAGUCUUUUAAACAAGGGCUGAGCUCUCGGUUAGUGUUCAGAAUUAACUUCAGCAAAGUCAUCAUUCGGAGGACAGCCACAAUAGUAAGCAGUGACAGUCACAGUAGCAUCUGCAACCCCCACCCCCUGGUCCUGACCAGGGGCGUGGUUUCUGCAGCAUCAGCCCACCUGGGGCUCAAUUGUUGACUCUGAUUGGCCGGCAAGAGGACGUGGUGAGUUAUUUCUGGGCCUUGAUUUCCUCAUCUGUGAAAUGGAAUAAUGAUGCCUCCUCUGCAGGCUUGUCUAGAGAAUUCAAUGAAUUGCAGCCUAAAGCUUCAGGUGCGGUUGCUGCAAGCAUUUGAGGAUUAACUGGGACAAUAUCAAUGGCUCAUAACAAUGUCACUCCCGGGUGGGCAGGCGCCCGUUGGUUCUGGGCACUGUAUGAGGAAAGCUAUGAAGAGCAAACGCUCUCUGGAAAGCUUAGCAAGUCAUCAGCCAAGACUGUGAAGGCAUUAAAAGUCAAGUUUCCUGGAGCUGGCGUUGUGGUGCCGUGAGUUAAGCCACAGCCUGCGAUGCUGGCAUCCCAUAUUGAAGUGCUAGUUUGAGUCUCAGCUGCCCCACUUCCAGCUAAGAUGACCCAAGUACAUGGGUCCCUGCCAUCCAUGUGGGAGACCCAGAUGUUGUUCCUGGUUCCUGGUCACUUGGGGGAUGAGCCAGCAGAUGCUCUCUCUCUCUCUCGCUCUCUCUCUCUCUCUCUCUCUCCUUUUCUCUGUCACCCUGCCUUUCAAGUAAAUCAAUCGAUCCUCCCUGUAUCCUUCUGAGGCACAGACUUGCCCAAGGCUUCAGUUGAUUCUUGAUGAACCAGUCCUCAAGCCCCUAGACUCUGAUGGAGAAGGUUCCCUUUUACUCAAUCACUGGUGGAUCGACCAUAAUUCACUGCAUAACUCAGCAAACAUUUCUGCCUGCCUCCUUCGUGUCUAUGCUACAUCUGUGCUACAUUUGUGCUACAUCUCAGGGACGUAGAACGGCGUGAUCCUCUAAGCUCAUUGUAAGUCAGCUACCCAGAAUUCUAUCUACAAUAGUGUCCUACAUCGAACGUCAGCCAGGCAGUAAUAUCAGUGUGAACAUUAGGCAGAGCGUGGCGUACAUGGGUCUGCAAGAAGCUGGAGAACAGAAGCACCAGCCGUAGGCAUUCAAAAGAAAAAUCUUAAAACACCGUCCUGGCCGAGCAGAACACAGCUCUGGACUGGAGUCAGCCUGCCAUUGGCCGGUUUGUGAUCCCUGCUCUGCAAACUCUUCAGGGGUGUGCGUGUGAUCGAGUGGCCUUCCAUGGUAACAGUCGUUGGUUAGAGCAGACAUGACCUCAGAAACCUACAGAUUCAAUGGGUCUUCACCGCAGAGAUGCCCUUCGAGAGAGGCCGGUUCAGCAUGAGGAGCAGGAGGCACGGCGCCCUGGGCAGCACGCGGACCCUCUACUCCAGCGUGUCUCGCAGCACGGACGUGUCCUACGGCGACAGCGACUUGGUGAAUUUUAUCCAAGCGAAUUUUAAGAAACGGGAAUGUGUCUUCUUUACCAAAGACUCCAAGGCCACGGACAGCGUGUGCAAGUGCGGCUACGCCCAGAGCCAGCACGUGGAGGGCACCCAGAUCAACCAGGACGACAAGUGGAACUACAAGAAGCACACCAAGGAGUUUCCCACCGACGCCUUCGGGGACAUCCAGUUUGAGACCCUGGGGAAGAAAGGCAAGUACAUCCGCCUGUCCUGCGACACGGACGCCGAGACCCUGUACGAGCUGCUGACCCAGCACUGGCACCUGAAGACGCCCAACCUGGUCAUCUCCGUCACGGGCGGCGCCAAAAACUUCGCGCUGAAGCCGCGCAUGCGCAAGAUCUUCAGCCGGCUGAUCUACAUCGCGCAGUCGAAAGGUGCGUGGAUUCUCACGGGAGGCACCCAUUACGGCCUGAUGAAGUACAUUGGCGAGGUGGUGAGAGACAACACGAUCAGCAGGAACUCGGAGGAGAACAUCGUGGCUAUUGGCAUAGCGGCUUGGGGCAUGGUCUCCAACCGGGACACCCUCAUCAGGAACUGCGAUGCUGAGGGCUAUUUUUCAGCCCAGUACAUUAUGGAUGAUUUCAAAAGAGACCCUCUGUACAUCCUGGACAACAACCACACCCACCUGCUGCUCGUGGACAACGGCUGUCACGGGCACCCCACCGUGGAGGCGAAGCUGCGCAACCAGCUGGAGAAGUACAUCUCGGAGCGCACCAUUCAAGAUUCCAACUAUGGUGGCAAGAUCCCUAUUGUGUGUUUUGCUCAAGGAGGUGGAAGAGAGACUUUGAAAGCCAUCAACACCUCCAUCAAAAGCAAGAUCCCCUGUGUGGUGGUGGAAGGCUCGGGGCAGAUCGCGGAUGUGAUUGCCAGUCUGGUGGAGGUGGAGGACGCCCUGGCCUCCUCCACCGUCAAGGAGAAGCUGGUGCGCUUCCUACCCCGCACCGUGUCCCGGCUGCCGGAGGAGGAGACCGACAGCUGGAUCAGAUGGCUCAAAGAAAUUCUUGAAAGUUCUCACCUAUUAACAGUUAUUAAAAUGGAAGAAGCUGGGGAUGAGAUUGUGAGCAAUGCCAUAUCCUAUGCACUGUACAAAGCCUUCAGCACCAACGAGCAAGACAAGGACAACUGGAAUGGACAGCUCAAGCUGCUGCUGGAGUGGAACCAGCUGGACCUGGCCAACGACGAGAUUUUCACCAACGACCGUCGCUGGGAGUCUGCGGACCUCCAAGAAGUCAUGUUCACGGCCCUUAUCAAGGACAGACCCAAGUUCGUCCGCCUCUUCCUGGAGAACGGCUUGAACCUGCAGAAGUUUCUCACCAACGACGUCCUCACCGAGCUCUUCUCCAACCACUUCAGCACCCUGGUGUACCGCAACCUGCAGAUCGCCAAGAACUCCUACAACGACGCCCUGCUCACCUUCGUCUGGAAGCUGGUUGCAAACUUCCGGAGAGGCUUCUGGAAGGAAGAGAGAAGCAGCAGGGAUGACUUGGAUGUGGAGCUCCACGACGUGGCCUUCAUCACCCGGCACCCCCUGCAAGCUCUCUUCAUCUGGGCCAUUCUGCAGAACAAGAAAGAACUCUCCAAAGUCAUCUGGGAGCAGACCAGGGGCUGUACCCUGGCGGCCCUGGGAGCCAGCAAGCUCCUGAAGACGCUGGCCAAGGUGAAGAAUGACAUCAACGCUGCCGGGGAGUCCGAGGAGCUGGCAAAUGAGUACGAGACCCGCGCAGCAGAGCUGUUCACAGAGUGCUACAGCAGCGACGAGGACUUGGCCGAGCAGCUGCUGGUCUAUUCCUGUGAAGCCUGGGGCGGGAGCAACUGUUUGGAACUGGCCGUGGAGGCCACAGACCAGCACUUCAUCGCGCAGCCCGGGGUCCAGAAUUUCCUUUCCAAGCAGUGGUAUGGCGAGAUUUCCCGAGACACCAAGAACUGGAAGAUUAUUCUGUGUCUGUUCAUUAUACCUCUGGUGGGCUGCGGCUUUGUGUCGUUUAGAAAGAAGCCCGUGGACAAGCAUAGGCGGCUGCUGUGGCAUUACGUGGCCUUCUUCACCUCACCGUUCGUGGUCUUCUCCUGGAACGUGGUCUUCUACAUCGCCUUCCUGCUGCUCUUCGCCUACGUGCUGCUCAUGGACUUCCACUCGGUGCCGCACACCCCCGAGCUCAUCCUCUACGCCCUGGUCUUCGUCCUGUUCUGCGAUGAAGUGAGGCAGUGGUACAUGAACGGUGUGAAUUACUUCACCGACCUGUGGAACGUGAUGGACACCCUGGGCCUCUUCUACUUCAUAGCAGGGAUCGUGUUCCGGCUUCACCCCUCCAACAAGAGCUCGCUGUACUCCGGCCGCGUCAUCUUCUGCCUGGAUUACAUCAUCUUCACCUUGAGGCUGAUCCACAUCUUCACCGUGAGCAGAAACCUGGGGCCCAAGAUCAUCAUGCUACAGAGGAUGCUCAUCGACGUGUUCUUCUUCCUGUUCCUCUUCGCGGUGUGGAUGGUGGCCUUCGGCGUGGCCCGGCAAGGGAUCCUGCGGCAGAACGAGCACCGCUGGCGAUGGAUCUUCCGCUCGGUCAUCUACGAGCCCUACCUGGCCAUGUUCGGCCAGGUGCCCAGCGACGUGGACGGUACCACGUAUGACUUUGCGCACUGCACCUUCAGUGGGAAUGAGUCCAAGCCGCUGUGUGUGGAGCUGGACGAGCACAACGCGCCGCGCUUCCCCGAGUGGAUCACCAUCCCCCUGGUGUGCAUCUACAUGCUGUCCACCAACAUCCUGCUGGUCAACCUGCUGGUCGCCAUGUUUGGCUACACCGUGGGCACCGUCCAGGAGAACAACGACCAGGUGUGGAAGUUCCAGAGGUACUUCCUGGUGCAGGAGUACUGCAGCCGUCUCAACAUCCCCUACCCCUUCGUCGUCUUCGCCUACUUCUACAAGGUCGUGAAGAAGUGCUUCAAGUGCUGCUGCAAGGAGAAGAACACAGAGUCUUCCACCUGCUGUUUCAGGAAUGAGGACAACGAGACUCUGGCGUGGGAGGGUGUCAUGAAGGAGAAUUACCUUGUCAAGAUCAACACGAAAGCCCACGACACCUCCUCGGAGGAAAUGAGGCAUCGCUUCAGACAGCUGGAUACAAAGCUUAAUGAUCUGAAGGGUCUUCUGAAGGAGAUUGCUAAUAAAAUCAAAUAAACGUCAUGAAGUCUGAUGGAGAAAACCCAAUGAUAGCCAGGUGACAUCAGACAUCUCCAUGAGGAAGGAUUUUGCUAGUGACUCCGCACAGGAAUUUCCACACGGGAUCCUCUUCCUGCCCCGCAGCGUGCCAGACCUGGGAACAGAGCGCGACAUAAAAGAGGAGCCCUUGCUGUCCCCUGCGUCUGCCGAAGGCCGCCUGCUGCAGGCGUCCCUGACCCCGGCCCUGGGCUCAGAAGCCCACAUUCCGCUCCCGUGUUCUUGCUCUUGCCCCGCGAAUAUGACAUGGGGACAGCUCGUCUCUGGAUGGGAGCCCUGCCACGCCUUCGCUCCCGUGUUGUUGUUAGACGGUUCCAGACGGUUCCGACGUCACCCUCUUUCGUGUUACCUAACAAGCCGCUGACUGCCGGUGAAGUCAGGCCAGAGUCUAAAACGCGCUGUAGCCAGCGAGGCCUGCUCUUCUCGGGGCAGCGGUUAUGUUUCUUAAGCUGCUUGUCGCUGGCUGAGGAGGCUGUGCAUACAGCGUCUUUCCCUCUCAGCCUCGCCAGGAGCCCCUAUGGAAGGCAGGACCCCCACCCCUCCCUAACAAUGGGAGAAAGCGCCCCAAAUGGGACUGGGACGCCGCCUCCGAGUUUGUCUCCCUUGGGUGCUGCUCUUUCUCCGCUUGGCUCCCGUUACAAACGAUACACGGAUUCUGUGGAAACUUAGACUGGUGGAGACGUAGCCAAGUCCCUCCCGCCUAGAGCUAAUCGCUGCCAACAUUUCUGGGUAUUUUUUUUUCUAUGCAUGUGUUAUUUACCUUUGAAACUUGUACAGAGUGUCGUCAUGCCACAUACACGGUUUUCUAUUAGCUUUUUCACUUAAUGUUUUAUCAGAGAUGUUUUCUGUCACCAAUCGCUCCAUCUUCAGCUUCUAGUGCUUUCUGUGGCGCUGGCCGUUGGAGGCUGUUCGCAGUGGGUCUCUGGGGUGGGCAGCCGUGUGCAUGACUCUUUUUCCUGUAUUUAGGAAAAUUUCCCAAGGCUAGAUUCCAAGGAAUGUGUAUUGGUUAUCAAGCCAUUUACAAAGCUUUUCGUAAAUGUAUAUAGCAAAUAGGAAAUAUUAACUUGACCAUAAGGUAUGAGAUACAUGAACACACAACUAUUAAUAAAAUAUUAUAUUUAGGCCCCAGUUGAGAAGUGUGUAUGUAAUGUGUAUGUGUAUGUAAGUAUGACGAAUGGCGAGGUCACUGGUGGAGAAUCGGAGAGAUUAUCUCAUUGAACAAGGCUAGUCCAAGCUCUCAGUAAAUAGAGCAAUUUAAAUGUCCAUGAUUGGGUUUGAAUAGACGGUAACUUCAGCGGCUGCAGA
Messenger RNA from Lepus europaeus (European hare), 10702 nucleotides. RefSeq names its product transient receptor potential cation channel subfamily M member 8 (gene TRPM8). Gene Ontology annotation, cellular component: membrane. Gene Ontology annotation, biological process: calcium ion transmembrane transport. The record is from RefSeq and is a predicted model, not a curated record. Lineage: Eukaryota; Metazoa; Chordata; Mammalia; Lagomorpha; Leporidae. The transcript is spliced from 27 exons. Bases 6041 to 9358 code for a protein of 1105 amino acids. Gene Ontology annotation, molecular function: ligand-gated calcium channel activity.